Messenger RNA from Nerophis lumbriciformis (worm pipefish), 564 nucleotides. The record is from RefSeq and is a predicted model, not a curated record. NCBI's taxonomy places the organism in Eukaryota, Metazoa, Chordata, Actinopteri, Syngnathiformes, Syngnathidae.
AUGUCUCGACUAGUCACUCGGCUCCUUUUCAUUUCUAAACAUUCAAGAGCUGCACUAUCGUUAUUACCAAAGCGCAUCCCAGCCUCGUGCCAAGUACACACAAGUCCGGUCCUGACAUCCCUCACCCGUUAUGAUGAAACUACAGACUGGCAAAAGAAACUCUCCCCUGAGCAAUAUGUCGUGACAAGAGAAAAGGGGACUGAGGUGCCCUUUAGUGGGAUCUACUUGAACCACUAUGAAGUGGGGAUGUACCACUGUGUAUGCUGUGAUUCACCACUCUUCAGCUCAGAGGCUAAGUACGACUCUGGGACAGGCUGGCCAGCUUUCAAGGAGGCUCAUGGCACUUGGGAGCGAGAUGAGAGCCACACUUCCAUUAUUCGUCGCCCUGACAACAGUUUGGGGAGUGCCAGCAUGGAGGUCCUUUGUAAAAAUUGUGAUGCCCACUUGGGUCAUGUAUUUGAGGAUGGUCCAGACCCAACUGGUCAGCGGUUCUGUAUUAACAGUGCAGCCCUCAACUUUAAACCUAGAGACAACAACAAACGUGACGUGACUCAAGAAAACUGA